UCUCUGCCUCGCAGGCGCAAACGGUUGGGCGCAGGGCCAGCAUGGCCUUCAUCAACCUGGUGCCCAAACUCUACCAAUCUGUAAUUGAAGAUGUAAUUGAGGGCGUGCGGGACCUGUUUGCCGAGGAAGGCAUUGAGGAGCAGGUGUUGAAAGACCUGCAGAAGCUCUGGGAAACCAAAGUGUUACAAUCCAAAGCCACAGAGGACUUCUUCAGAAACAGCGCGCAGGUGCCCCUUCUCACUCUCCAGCUGCCUCAUGCCUUACCACCAACACUGCAGUCCACAGCACCGUUGCUGAUCCCAGCUGGAAGAACUCUGCCGAGUUUUACGCCAGAAGACCUGAACACCGCCAACUGUGGUGCAAACUUUGCCUUUGCUGGCUAUCCCAUCCACGUCCCAGCAGGCAUGGCCCUCCAGACGGCAUCUGGUCACCUUUACAAAGUCAAUGUACCAGUCAUGGUGACACAGACUUCUGGGAGAACAGAAAUUCUCCAGCAUCCAUUUCAGCAAGUCCUUCAGCAGCUUGGGCAGCCUUCAGUAAUACAGGCCACUGUUCCAACAUUGCACCCAUGUUCUCUUCAAGCAGCAACUGAGAAAUCCCUCAGAAUGGAAGCUGUGCUGCAGCUGCCUACCAUGCUGCAUCCUACUCCCGUGGACAGGAAGCAUGUAGAAGAUGCUGCCAGCGACAGGCGUGUUCUCCCUGGAAAUGAGCUGAGGCCACAGGAGAGCUCUCCGUACCUCAGCCUUCCAGGAGUGGGCUUCCCUCCUCAGGUUGCUCUGACAGAGUCUAGCCUGGAGCCAGUGCUUGGUGUCUCAGCGAGCCUGACUCAGAGUCUGCACGGUGGCCCUUUCUCACAGGGCCCUCCAGGCACUCUCCACCACCACUUGCUAGAGUCACAGCUUCACAGCCUUAAAGACAGGAUAUAUGGAUGCGACUCCAUAAAGCAACUGAGAAAAACGGAGGAGCCCAGCAGCCUCCAUGUGUCAGAGAAGAACUGUACUUCUGAGAGGGAUCUGAACAUUCAGGUGACCGAUGAUGAUCUUAAUGAAAUAAUUCAAAUAGAUGGAGCCGGCGAUAACUCUUCUACUGAAGAGAUGGGAAGUAUAAGGGAUGCAGGUGAGAAUGAGUUCCCAGGCAUCAUUGAUGCAGGCGACCUCAAGGUGCUUGAAGAAGAAGUGGACAGCAUAUCAAAUGAAGAUUCAACUGCAAACAGCAGCGACAACGAGGACCAUCCAAUAGAUGCACUAGAAGAGGAUCCCCUAAAUUCUGGAGAUGAUGUCAGUGAGCAGGAUGUGCCGGACCUGUUUGAUACAGACAAUGUAAUUGUCUGUCAGUAUGAUAAGAUUCACCGGAGCAAGAACAGAUGGAAAUUCUACUUGAAAGAUGGUGUCAUGUGCUUUGGAGGGAGAGACUACGUGUUUGCCAAAGCCAUUGGUGAAGCUGAGUGGUAAAGCUUCUGAGGCUCCGUGCAUCCGCUCUGUGAACCUGCGUGGGACUGACUACUGUACUGUAUGUGUGGCCUACAUUCUUGUUUUAUAUGUGCUCCAUCAAAGAGUUGACCAACUUUUUGUUCACUAUAUGGAAUUAAAUAAAAGUAUAGUUCAAAUG
Molecule: messenger RNA, 1608 nt
Organism: Mus pahari (shrew mouse)
Lineage: Eukaryota; Metazoa; Chordata; Mammalia; Rodentia; Muridae
Gene: Gtf2a1l
Product: general transcription factor IIA subunit 1 like
Exons: 9
Coding region: 42-1451 (469 amino acids)
Biological process (GO): transcription by RNA polymerase II; transcription initiation at RNA polymerase II promoter
Cellular component (GO): transcription factor TFIIA complex
Source: RefSeq, a predicted model, not a curated record